This is a messenger RNA of Lottia gigantea (owl limpet), 972 nucleotides long. RefSeq lists its product as hypothetical. The transcript is spliced from 5 exons. The record is from RefSeq and is a predicted model, not a curated record. The annotation marks the transcript as partial. NCBI's taxonomy places the organism in Eukaryota, Metazoa, Mollusca, Gastropoda, Lottiidae.
UGUAAACCAUGUCCAGAGGGGUACUACUGCUUCCUGAACUCAACGGAUUAUCUCGAUAAGCCAUGUCCAGUUGGUCAUUAUUGUCCUGCUAAUACAGAAAGACCUGAUCAGUUUCCAUGCUCACCUGGAACUUUCAAUCCAGCAGAGAAGCAAACAAAUAAAACUGCUUGUCUAUCUUCAACAUUUACUCCAGCUUUCUGCCCAAAUGGAACCUAUUCAAACCAAACUGGUCUGGUCAAGUCUUCAGAUUGUAGUCAAUGUUUACCGGGCUAUUACUGUAAUGGAUUUGCUUCCGCCAAGACUCUUUGUCCAGAAGGUUUUUACUGUCCAAAUGGUACAGGACACGACUGGCAGGCAUGUCCAUCUGGCAGUUACAGUAAUAUUAAGGGAUUAAGAACUUCUCUAGAGUGUAAUUCCUUUAUUGGAAGUAUAUGUCCUGCUGGUCAUUAUUGCCCAGAAGGUACAGACUAUCCUAUCGGAUGCCCAGCUGGGUCGUAUCAAGAUCUUACGAAUAUGAAAGACUGUAAGGACUGUCCUGCAGGAUAUUACUGUUAUGGAAAUACAACGUACUAUACCCCAAACAGCUGUCCUGAAGGAUUUUACUGCCCUGAAAAUACAACUGACCCUAACCAAUAUCCAUGCCCUCCUGGCACAUUUAACAAUAAGACAGAGCAGACUGUAUUGGGUAGCUGUUUACCCUGUAUACCAGGAAAAUAUUGCCAAGGGACUGGUAACAUCAACCCCACUAGUUAUUGUAGUGCUGGGUGGUAUUGUACAGGCGGCGCCCUAGAAUCACAGAAUGAUUGCACCGUAGGCCAUUAUUGUCCUGUUGGAACAUCUGAACCAUUGCCUUGCUCCAACGGAACCUUCAGUCCAAAUACAAAUCUUGCAUCAGAGUCAGAGUGUUCAGCAUGUACAGGAGGAUUUUAUUGUAAUGGUACUGGUCUGAUUGCGGUCUCUGGUCCAUGUGAU